GUAAAAUGUACCGUUAUGUCACGUUAUAUGCAAAACGCUACCCCAGCUCGUUUGGCACGGAAAAGAAGGCCCGAUUAAAAAAAUGAUCCCUUGAUGUUUUGCUUUUGACUGAAGCAUCGACUCACUCAAGUUGUUUUCUCUCAAUGCUGGACUAAAGAGCGAUUUCCAACGGUGUCUGGUGUGGGAGGUAUACACCGACCAUCGGCUCCAAAUGCAGCGUUCAAAGAGAAGCGAUGAAGCCGGCCGAUGCGAGACUCGACUAUAAACAAGGAUGGCCGGGAUUGGGCUACCAUACCGGGACAUGCAGACGCAGAAGUCGGCCGGAAAACUAGAAAUGUUCAUCAGGAGAGCUCUCCCAAACAAGCCGAUGAAGAUUCCUCCUUCCUCCUUUCCUUUUCCGAUACCCCCAACUUCCCCAUGUCGAAUUAUUUUCAUUUUAACCUUCAUUUUCUUUAGUUCUCUCAAUUUCUUUCUUUUAUGGUAUUUGGUUUGGCUUGCAAAUUGCGCGCAUGCGCGGCGGCUUGGCGUUUAUUCUCUGUGAGAUGUUUUGACAAUCAUUUUUUAACAUUGACCCAUUUUAUUUGCCAUUUCCAUUGUAAAUCAAACAUUUCGUUGCAAACGAGCAGGAAGGUAAGAUCAAUCAUUUAUAUGAUUCUUGAUUAGCAUUAUAUAAGACGUUCGUCGUAAUAUAUAAUAAGCUAAAAGUUUGAUCUCGAAACAAAUUAGAAAGACGCACACGAAUAGCUCAUAUUGGUGUCCCAUUAACCUGUACCUCAAUUUAAAUUGACGUUAUUGUCUUAAAUAAACUACCCUACUUAAAAAAAAAAAGAAGCGAAAAACACUUGGAAAAAUACUAUUUGAAAAACAAAGUCUUGACUGAUACAAACCUCAGAUUGUUCAUUUUAUAAAAUUAAACAGUUGUCAUAUUAAUGAGGUUAAUGUUUUUCUUCUGAAAGUGUUGCAUAAUUAAUUAGUCAUUCAUUAUAGCUGUUCGUUAUUCAUUUUCAUUUAUUUGUAGCUGUUUGUUAUGAAUCAUGCAUUAUUCAUUUUAUUACAGCUGUUGGAACGUGUUUCUUUGGACCUUGUGCCAAUGGUGCUUGCAUUGAUGACUCGGACCUGGUACAGUACACGUGUGAUUGCACCGGCUCUGGGUACGAGGGAACUCUCUGUGAAACAGAUGUGGAUGAAUGCAUGGUUGGGACGCAUGACUGUGUAGAGACUGGAAGCUUGUGUAACAACACUGUCGGAUCGUUUGAAUGCUACUGCGACUCAAGAUAUGUAACUGGAGCGGACGGGCAUGACUGCAUUGAAACUGAUGAAUGCAGUGAUAACACAGAUGACUGUGAUUCGGUCGCCACCUGCACCAACACCGUUGGGUCCUUUACAUGCGCAUGCAACGCAGGAUACAGUGGAUCAGGAAAGACUGGCCAGUGUGCAGAUGAGGAUGAAUGCAGCCUCUCCACCCAUACCUGUCACGCAGACGCUGUCUGCACCAACACCCAAGGAUCAUUCACCUGUGCUUGUGCCUCAGGCUUCACCGGCGAUGGUCAAAGCAGCGGAUCCGGCUGCACAGACGAUGAUGAGUGCACGUUAGGUACUGAUAACUGCUUGGAUUCAUCCAGUCAGGGCCGCUGUGUCAACGCCCCUGGGUCAUUCAGCUGUCAGUGUGAGGCUGGCUACUCGGGCGAUGGAGUCACCUCCUGUACAGACGUGGAUGAAUGUUCUGGCUCCAAUGGUUGCCACCCAAGCCGUGCCGUCUGCACCAACACAGUGGGCAGCUACACGUGUGCUUGUAACUCAGGAUACACGGGGGACGGUCUCACGUGUGCUGAUGAGAAUGAGUGUUCCCUGGGCAGUCAUAACUGCUUGAUGACUCUAGGCCAGUGCAUCAACACGAUAGGUUCCUUCAGUUGCGGCUGCAUCAGUGGGUACACAGGGGACGGCCUGACUACAUGCACAGAUGUGGAUGAGUGCGUGACAGCUAACGACUGCAACCCUCUGGCAACCUGCAAUAAUACGGUCGGUAGCUACACGUGCACCUGUAUAGCUGGAUAUGAGGGCAGUGGCAAAGUGUGCACAGAUGCUAAUGAAUGCGUGUAUGGCACAGAUGACUGUCUGUCCUCCAAUGCGUUCUGCAUAAACACCGUUGGUUCUUGGGAAUGUUACUGCGAUGUCGGUUUCACCGGUGAUGGUGUAUCAAGUUGUAUUGAUAAUGAUGAAUGUGCCAACAACACGCACGGCUGCGAGCCAACGCUGGGUGUAUGCACCAACACGGCGGGUUCCUACACGUGCUCCUGUCAAGCUGGUUACGCAGGCAACGGCUAUAACUGUAUCGAACUCGAUGAAUGCAUAGGGGUGACGUGUAGCAACCGUGGAACAUGCCUUGAUCUCGUCGGCCUUUACCUGUGCAAAUGCGAUUGGAGUUUCUGGGGAACAGACUGCGAAUUAGAAUCCAAGUACACUGACAGCAUACCCCAGUACGCCGGCUCUCUCUGGUGGACGUUCAAUGAGCUCAACACCACCGGUGACGACAAGUACGCCAACCAGGACGUCAACGGGACGGCCUUCAACGCAGACCCCGGCGUGGCCGUCCAGAACGACUACGGUAUCUCCAACUACUCCAUCCAGACCCGGCUGAACGGCACCGAGGAUUGCCUGAACUUUGGCGACUUCUCCGGGCACUGCGUCAGCGAGCCGUCGCUGUGCACCGACGGGCUGACGGUGUCUGUCUGGAUCCGACUCACAGAAGAUGAAGUGACGGAAGCUGGGCCGGUAUACAUUCUCAGCUCAGGUCCCCCCGACUCUAUAGGUUUCAGUAUCUACCGAGACACAAGGAAGAUCGGCUUUGUGCUGAAUGACGGAACUACGGAAUGGUCGGCUGAGAUCACGGAUGGCGUGCCCGCUAACUUGUGGAAGAAUCUGGCUUUUGCUUGGAGCUCUACGACAGGGAUGUCGGUUUUCAUCGAUGCCGUGAGGCAGGUAGACGUCACGACCGGUUCCAACAACCCCUUGGCAGCCGUUGUCAACUAUCUGACCCUGGGUUGCCGGCACAACGGAGCCGAAAACACGGGCCACUCCUCGGGGGUGUUUGACGAGAUGGCCUUCUGGAUGGAUAGGUUCAAUGACUCCUACCAACUGCCCUGGUUGAUGGGAGGAUGGGAUAAAGAUGAUUGCGUAACUGAGCCAUGCGUACAUGGUCAAUGCUUUGACACAGGCAUGGCCUCCUACAGAUGUGACUGCGAUCCUGGUUACAACGGCACCAACUGUGAAAUUGAAAUUGACGAAUGUGAAUCCAACCCCUGCCAGCAAGGAGGGACAUGUACCGACUUCAUCGCCUACUACCACUGCGACUGUGUCUUUGGCUAUACUGGUCAUAGCUGUCAUCUGGAUUUGUCGCCCAACUAUGACUACGCAAAUGUGGUGACCCUCUUUCCAAGAUUGUUGGUGACGGAUGAAGUCCUUGGUCUGGAUGCAAUCCAAGUCCACCCCUUCCACCUCCUGGCCACCUACUACUGGCCCUUGAAUGACCCCUCCAGCAUCCAGAUCGCUGGCAGUAACUACUCGGCUAUCCUAGGCCGGGGCCAGUCCGGCCUGUACCCUCUCCUAGCCUCCGAUGACUCCUGGAUCAACCUGGCUAAUCUGACCGGUGACUGUCUGAGCGAUCCCGGGUACUGCAUGGACGGGCUGUCGCUGGCCCUGUGGGUCAGGCUGUAUGGGAUGAGCUCAGGAGCGGACGGGAUCGUACUGAGCACAGCGUCGACUGAGAGUAACGGACGAGUUGGCGUGUCGAUCAUGCUGAAGGCAAAUAAUGACAUGGAGUUCAGAGUUGUGGAUGGAGUCAACCCAGCCUGGGUCCUCCUGAUCAGCUCAGCUGACAUCGUCUUCAACAACUGGUGUCACCUGGCCAUGACCUGGCACCCAGACAUCGGCCUCGCGGCCUACAAGAACGGGGUCAAGGUCACCAACGCCAAACUAAGCAGGGAACCAGUUGGCGACACCAACAUGAUGGACAGUUUGACAAUUGGUUCCAAGUACAAUAACGAAACUGUGACUGGUAUUCAGAACAGUAACGCAACGGCGACUGCGUUCCCCAUGAGCGUCAGCGACGUCGUGUUUUGGGAUCGUCAACUCCGGGACUGGGAAGUCAAUCGAUUUCUUGGUUUCACAUGCCGAGAGGAAGAGAUCGCAAGCUUCGCUGACCACUACUGGGGCAUCGACGGCUACGCGCGACGGGACAAGUCCACCCUGGCCAGCUACCAGGAGCCUUACGCUAGUCAGUUCAAGGAGCUGACCCAGGCAGGGGAGGGAGACGUAGUCCUGGCCCCUAGCUGGGAUGCCAAGGGGAACGCGGUCAUGGUGUACGGGGACGGCAGUGGCUGGCUCAUGCUAGGUGACUUUGCCGAGCAGUGCCUGAGUGACGUCAGUCUCUGCAGGGACGGUCUGUCGGCCUCACUCUGGCUGCGACUGGUCCAGGUCCAGGACAACGAGACUCAUUUCCUGAUCUCCUCCGGAGAGCAAGCCAGCCGGGGUUUCUCCAUCUACCAGCGAGACGUGGACCGGCUAGGGGCGGCGGUGACUGACGGUAGGGUCAGAUGGGUGGUGGAGAUAGAGCACACUCCUUACAUGACGGAAGAGGCCACUGUCUACAAUGUCGACUUUAACACCAAUUAUACCGAAUUCACCGGCCCCUGGAUCAACCUGGGCAUUUCAUGGACCAAGAGGGACGGCCUGGCCUUAUUCAUGGACGGCCGGCUGGUAGCCAUCGAUCCAACCGGUUACCGCAAGUAUCGCAACACCGACGAGCAGAGCAAACUCAUCCUGGGCCGGCGGAACGACUUCCUGGACAACGCGGCCAACUUCACAUUCGAGGAGGUCGCGAUCGUGGAGAGACCCAUGGACACGUUUGAGUAUCGGACCAGGCUGGCUAUGAUCGAAAACAUCCAUUACUCCGAUGCGGCAUAUUUCUGGAAUCCCAACGACCUGGUCGCCAACACUUUCAAGGUUCUGUGGGAGCAUACUUACAAUGACACAGUGGAAGCUGUCAGAGCUUCGCGGACCGUCACCAUGCCUGAUGCCGACACGGUGGACCUCACUGACGAUGACUCAUACAUCAUUCUUGGUGACUUCAGAGACAACUUUGUCAGUGACCCAACGUUGACCUCCAGAGGGAUGAGUGUUGCAUUGUGGGUCAAACUUUCAAUCGACACAGCAGCCAACGCAACCCGCAAAUACAUCAUCAGUUCUGGGUCGCAAGCACUAUCCACUGGCAUCGCUAUCUACACUCUUGCUGAUGAAUUGACUUUCCUUAUCAGCACCAAUGAAACCACAUGGGAGACGACAUAUUCAACCAGUGUCAUACCCCACGACACAUGGGUCAACAUAGCCUUCACCUGGCACCUCUAUGAACCCUUCGCUGUUUACAUCAGCGGCCGCCCAGUCACCCCUACCUCAUCCGUGAUGUCACCGGCUAGUAUCAACCAAUCCCAUCCCUUGCUUGCCUUGGGAAGGAGAAACGACAUGGUCGGCGGCUCGGCUGAUUACAAGAUCCAUUCCUUGGUCAUCUGGGAUAAGUAUGUCUACCAGAAGAACGUUCACAAACUCUUGGGUGUGUCGGAGGCUGAGCUGUACUACUUCCAUCAAGCAGAUUACUACUGGUCUCUGGACCCGCCCCUGUCCCUAGUCACUACCCUGACCGCGAUCUCUUCCUCCGGUACCUCCUACGUGGAUGACCGCCACCGCUUUGCACGCAGCUUGUCCACAGACGGCAAGGAGGGUUGGGCUAGCCUGGGUACCCUAGGGAGUAGCUGUCUGGCUGACCCUUCCACCUGCGUCAACGGCUUUGCCCUGGCUAUGUGGAUCAAGUUCAGCGACAUACCUGCACGGAGGGAACGGUGUCUGUUCACAAGUGGUGCUGAGCUGACAAAUGAGAGAGGCAUCGUUUUCCGUCAGACCCCAGAUGAUCUCCAGUUUCAGGUCAGUGACGGCAGCGACACGUGGUCCCUGACUUUCUCCGAGGACAUGUUCACGUUCAACGAGUGGCAGUAUCUAGCUAUGGUGUGGUCACCAACUACCGGCCUGGCCGUCCACGUUAAUGGCAUGAAUAUUGCAUUAAAGUCUGAAGGCGCUAGAGAUAGACGCACAUCCGCCAGCUACUCUGACUUCACACUCGGCAAAUGUGCUGACAACACAAACUAUGCCCAGGCGUACUACGAUGACAUAAUCCUAAUACUGCCCCCUAUAGGCGAGUCUCUGCCAACUGCCGCUCAACUGCAUGGAGAUCCAAUAUGUCAUGGAUUCAUAUCAUCAGACUUGUAUUUCAAUCUGACAUCGAGCUCGAGUGGGGUAGUCUCAUCAAACACUCAGCCCUCAGUCCGGGGGGAGGGGGAUGGAAGUACAAGAGCUGUCUCAACGCAUCCUGGCAGUGGUUAUGUAGACGUCGGUGACUUCAGCGGUCACUGUCUGAGCAGUCCGUCCCUGUGCCCCUCUGGUGUGACGUUGUCUGUCAUGGUCAAACUGGUUGACAUGGACAAUCUCCUGGACCUUGCUACUAACCCAGAAGGAGUGGGAUACAUCCUCAGUUCUGGUGCACAAACCAACCUGUCCACUGGUUUCGCCAUCUACGCCGAUAAUACAACCGUCACGUUUGAGGCCCACGAUGGCCUGCAGCAAUGGCUUUCCCAGGUCCAGUACAGUCUCACCGACAACUGGACCAGCAUUGCGAUGUCUUGGGACUUGGUGUACGGCAUCACGGCAUUCAUCGACGGAGAGGUCCAGAUGGAAAUCGCCGAACCCACCACCACACCAGGCCCCGAGACCACACCUGGAAGUUUCAACUCCAGCUCCAACGGCACCGCUAACGCGGCCACCCCCGGCCCUAGCCUGGCCCCACCCACCCCCAGACCCGAUGCCAACACCCACCUCCAUCUAGGCAAGAGGAACGACAGACCAACAGGCUACCUGAGAGCAGAGUUUGCUGACUUUGCCGUCUGGUUCUAUCGGAUGGAUGCCGAGGAUCCGGAUGUGGGCCGUCGAGCCGGGGGCCAGGAGUGCCCGACAAUAGUUGUGACAACCAAUCACGAAGAGCUGGACAAGUACUCUGUCUGGACGGGAACCAUUGAAUGCGAUGCUACCCAUGAAGUCGACUGCACUAACGACUUAGAUGAGCUGUUUGAAGUGGUAUAUUCUGAGGAUGGCGUCAAUAGCUACCUGUACGACACUGUCAUCCAGCGUCUGAAGAACUACACAGCCACAGAGAAGUACUUGACCAAGGAUGAGAUAGAGAUGAUGGCAAUUAUGGUAGACAAGGUGGUCCACAGAGAGCUCCCUGUAGCUAUGAACGUCAGCGAUGCACAAGUGGAUUUAGAGAACAUCUUGGAGUUGACAAGUAAUCUUCUCAAUGCGGACAGAAAGAGACGCUGGGUCAGCAUACAACAGACUCAAGGAGGCACCACUAAGAUGCUUAAAGACCUAGAGGACUACGGCAUGAAGAUUGCCGAUCUACUAGUUACGCCUGACGGUGAUCCCAACGACCAAGUCACCAUGAGUGUAGUCUCAGAAAACAUCAUGCUUCAUAUUGAACGGUUUGACAUCGGUUCUCUGGAUCCAGACAACGGUCUGCUCUUUCCCGAGUAUUCAGAUCCGGACCUCCAAUUCAUCAACCAAUCCUGGAAUCAACCAACAGAUAACAUCAAACUGCCCAAGAACUUCUUUGAUUUCACAACAGAGAAGACUGGAGGGGGCACUUUAGUAGGCCUUGUCUUCAACAGCAUCACUGAAUUCAUGCCGAUGGAAACAACAGAAAGUGAGCUACGAGACGAUGCAGAAACUGGAGCCAUGAAAUUGACUAGCCGUAUCAUUUCACUGACUGUCGAUCCUCCCCUGAGGAAGAACCUGUACAAUCCUAUUGAAAUCACCUUGAGCAAUGUUAAGGCUCGAGAGAGUAACAUGGAGCCCGUCUGUGCUUUCUGGGACUUUGAUAUGGCAAACACCAUCAAUGGAGGCUGGAGCACAGAUGGUUGUGAGGUCCAAUCCAGCAACGACACACACACUGUCUGUUAUUGCUAUCAUCUGACCAACUUUGGAACGCUCAUGAAGCCCAUUCCGAUGGAGGAGAUCAGUCAAGAUGUCAUCAAUCUGCAAUAUAUCUCCUGGGCAGGGAACGGUCUGUCUAUGCUAGCCUUAGUAUCACUGCUUCUCAUCUUCAUUUGUGUCAGCAAGCUACGUACCAUUGUGAAUGCUAUCCACGUCAACUUGAUCAUAGCCAUGAUGCUAGCCAAGACUGCAUACCUCGUUAUACCAGUCAUCAAGGAUGAUCAGACUGCCUGUACCUCCAUCGCUGUUGUCCUGCAGUAUUUCUACACAGCGACCUUCUCAUGGAUGCUGGUGGAAGGCAUCCAUCUCCUGGUGGAAGUCAAGAACCCAGUCGGCAACUACUUCAGACAAAAGUCUCGCUACUACCUCCUGAUUGGCUGGGGUCUGCCAGUAAUGAUUGUUGGUACCACGCUUGCCAUUGCCUUUGAGGGAUACGGAACUGAGGACAGUUGUUGGAUGUCCAUAGAGAACGGUGCCGUUUGGCUGUUUGUUGGACCCUGUGUCUUCAUCAUUCUGGUCAACCUGUGUAUUCUCUACAUCGUGUGGAAAAGCACUCUCACAUCCCCUGAAAGAAUUGAGAAGUUGAAAUUGCGCAGUUCCAGCCUUCGUGCCUCUGCCAUCCUGCUUCCAUUCCUUGGGUGUUCCUGGGUCUUUGCCAUCCUACACAUCAACUACAAUAACAUCAUUCUGGCUUAUUUCUUCACAGUGCUCAAUUCACUCCAGGGUGUCUUCAUCUUCCUGUUUCAUGGCCUUGGCAACAGGGAGGUUCGUUCUGCCAUCUUGAAGAAAGAUAUUGAAGUUGAAUUCUCAAGGGUGGAGCGGGUCUCAAUUACACCCAACAAUAUGCACAUGAGACCAUUGUACAAUAGAGCUCCUAGGCCAGCCCCUGCUUACGUCCCUUAAUUCCACAAGGAGAAACGCCCUGGUAGUCUGCUUGAGAUUGCAACAUUGUCACUUGAAGAUGUUGUUAUUUUUUAGUGCAAAAAUUCUAGAUUGACAGUUACACACCAUAACCGAUAAAUAAUUAUAAGAAGAGAUUUAUUGUACAUUUUAUAUCAAGGACAUCGUAAUACAUCCUGUUUUGUUAGCAUUUGAUGUAAAUAUGUUUCUUUAGAAUCUUAAACCUUUUUUUGUGUCUGCUUGAUUCCUGUAAUGAAAGCUGUUCAGAAAACCAACACUUGUUUCAGUUCGCAUUUUUAAUUAAUAUAUAAUUAACAAAGCAAAGCGUUAGAUGCUAAGAAAGAUUGAACUUCUGCAGUGUGCUGACCCAGCCUUUGAUAAAGCAGGGGUGUGUGAGUCACCACUGAUAAAAAAAAUCGCUGAAAACAGCUGAAA
Patiria miniata (bat star) is the source of this 9426-nucleotide messenger RNA. RefSeq lists its product as uncharacterized. The record is from RefSeq and is a predicted model, not a curated record. NCBI's taxonomy places the organism in Eukaryota, Metazoa, Echinodermata, Asteroidea, Valvatida, Asterinidae. The transcript has 54 exons. The coding region runs from base 1192 to 8994 and encodes 2600 amino acids. Gene Ontology annotation, cellular component: membrane. Gene Ontology annotation, molecular function: calcium ion binding; G protein-coupled receptor activity. Gene Ontology annotation, biological process: G protein-coupled receptor signaling pathway; cell surface receptor signaling pathway.